This is a messenger RNA of Ruditapes philippinarum (Manila clam), 719 nucleotides long. RefSeq lists its product as uncharacterized. The record is from RefSeq and is a predicted model, not a curated record. Bases 282 to 719 code for a protein of 145 amino acids. The transcript is spliced from 2 exons. Lineage: Eukaryota; Metazoa; Mollusca; Bivalvia; Venerida; Veneridae.
CUUCAAAAAAUGUGUGUUUUAUAUAAAUUGAGAUGUUACAACAAACGGUAAACAUUCAUUUUGUAAAUCUAUACUUUAAAUAAACAUAACGCUAAGUCAUACUCAGGACAUUUAAAACAAACACAUACGGCGUGGAAAUAAACGUGCAUUUAUUAGCGCUUAAUUAUCAGUUUGUUUCGAGAAAUAUUUGGCGCAAAAAUACCGCUAAAUAGCCUCGGAAAAUAAAAGAAAUCAGAGGAAGUUUUAAAUAUUAAACGUGUUCCUCUUAACUUAUUGAUAAUAUGGAUAUGACGGAUAAACAAAGUAAAAAGAUGUUUCAAAGAAGUGCUACAACAGAUGCAGUUAAUAUAGAGGAUACGCAAGACAAUACAAACCACGAGGAUAACGGUCAAAAAAGAAUUAGAAAAUCGGUAUCCAUGGACACUGGUCAAGCACAGAUUAUCAAGAAGACACUUUCUGGAUCCAUACGUCGGAAAAGAAUCAGUAAACGCCGACCGGAACCGGAAUACGGGCGAGAUACCGAAACAUACGAGAAAAUUCGAGAACGAGUUCUGCAGGAACGGGCAGUGACGAACGCUAUAGAUGCUUUACAUGAACGCUGGAGGAUAGUUUUGAACUCGUAUGUGAAAUGUGUAGCAAUGAAUGACAAAAGAAAAGACUUGAAGUUAAGGAAACUUUCUGUGAAGAGACAAUUUGAACUAAUUGUUAUAAAAAAUUGA